GCAGCGUUCUAAAGGACGGAAGGGCACGGGCAUCCGGACCGCCCCCUCGUUACUGGAGGUCGCGUUCCUGGGCUGCUGUUUUUCCUUCUCUCGGGCAGAGCAUUCUGCUAGCGCAGUUGAAUGUGUCUGUGCCAUCGUCUCUCUACUGGGUUUCAAAAAAGUUUUCCUCUUCUUCCCCUUGUACGGAGCUCAAAAUGGCGGCCUCCUGGUCGCCCUUGGUUACCCUGCGAUUAGUGCAAAGCCGUUUGAGAGGGAGAUGUGUUGGGUGCAGAGCCUGGGCAGCUGCUUUCACCCCUCCGGCCACCGCCCCUGGGAACCCCUUUUGGAAAGCCUAUACAGUUCAGACACCUGAGAGUAUGCCUCCAACUGUGGCUACAGAAGCUUAUUUGAAAGCUCUGGCUGUUUGCCAUGGACCUCUGGACCACUAUGACUUUCUGAUCAAAGCUCAUGAGUUAAAGGAUGACGAACAUCAAAGAAGAGUCAUACACUGUUUGCAGAAAUUGCACGAGGACCUUAAAGGAUACAGUAUAGAAGCAGAAGGCUUUUUUUCAAAGCUUUUUUCAAGGAGCAAACCUCCAAAGGGCCUCUAUGUUUAUGGAGAUGUUGGUACAGGCAAAACAAUGGUGAUGGACAUGUUUUAUGCUUAUGUGGAAAUGAAGAGGAAAAAACGGGUUCAUUUUCAUGGUUUCAUGCUAGAUGUUCACAAAAGAAUUCACCUCCUUAAACAGAAUUUGCCAAAAAGGAAACCAGGAUUCAUGGCUAAAUCAUAUGAUCCAAUAGCCCCUAUAGCCGAGGAAAUCAGCGAAGAGGCAUGUCUCUUAUGUUUUGAUGAAUUUCAGGUCACUGACAUUGCUGAUGCCAUGAUUCUGAAACAGCUUUUUGAAAAUCUGUUCAAAAAUGGGGUCGUCGUUGUGGCAACAUCCAAUAGGCCACCGGAAGAUCUCUAUAAAAAUGGACUCCAAAGAGCUAACUUUGUACCAUUCAUAGCUGUCCUGAAGGAGUACUGUGAUACGGUCCAGUUAGACUCCGGGGUAGAUUACCGGAAAAGGGAACUUCCUGCUGCAGGAAAACUCUACUACCUCACAAGUGAAGCUGAUGUGGAGGCUGUCAUGGAUAAGUUGUUUGAUGAGCUGGCUCAGAAACAAAAUGAUUUAACUAGACCGAGGAUUCUAAAAGUGCAAGGCAGAGAGCUGUGGCUGAAUAAAGCCUGUGGAACUGUGGCCGACUGCACGUUCGAAGAACUGUGUGAGAGACCACUUGGAGCCAGUGACUAUUUGGAACUAUCAAAGAAUUUUGACACAGUGUUUUUGCGAAACAUUCCACAAUUUACAAUGGCAAAAAGGACUGAGGCUCGAAGAUUCAUAACUCUCAUUGAUAACUUUUAUGAUUUCAAGGUGCGCAUAAUUUGCUCCGCGUCGGCUCCUUUAUCCAGCUUAUUUCUGCAUCAGCAGCAUGACAGUGAGUUGGAGCAAAGCAGAAUACUGAUGGAUGAUUUGGGGCUGAGCCAGGGCACAGCAGAAGGUCUCUCCAUGUUUACCGGAGAAGAGGAAGCCUUUGCAUUUCAGCGCACGAUCUCCCGACUCACAGAAAUGCAGACUGAACAGUACUGGAAUGAAGGGGACAGAAGCAAGAAGUAAAAAUCACUUUUGCAUGAAUGAAACACUGGACAAGUGAUUACUGCAGGGAGAACUCUCUAUUAUGGGACUUGAAAGAAUCAUUUUCUAAUCAUUAAUAAUGCAUUUUGUCCUCUGGACCAUUUUUAUUUAAAAUUUCUGUCAAAGAUGUAGUUAAUUAAUAAGUUAAAGCCAUUUCUAUAGGUCUACUUUUUGCCUGUUUAUUUAGCUUUAUUUCUGCACCCAAAAUAAAAUAAAACCAGCACUCCCAAAGAUGAAUGUAGGACCGGACAUUUGGCUUCAAAUGGAGCCACCUGAAUGGACCCUGAAUGCACACGCACAGGAAAUGCCAGGUGUCUGGACAUCUAGCAUGUUGGCAGUAUUGUUGCCACAUGAGAGAAACACAUCUUUUCUGAGAGGAGGGAAAAAACACUGUCUUUCAAUUCAAAGCAAAGAAAGCAUUCUGAUCCUGCUAUAAACUACAGGGAAUAACAUUUUAGAAUAUUGGCUUAUACAUGUGAUUUGGGGAGGGGGCUGUACAUUGUGCUAAAUGUCCCAGGUCUUCAGGUUUUCUCCCAACAGAGAGUAUAUUUUUCACCCUGAGGUCAAGCGUGGCAGGCAGGGCAUGAUCUGCAGUGGACACAGCAUUGCCUGAAAACACAGGAUGGUGACACCGGAAUCCUUCCAACCAACAGGCAGGUCCAACUCUGAGAGUAAGAGGACAGGUGCCAGGAAUGGGGACCAGUGAGAGCGUCAGAGGAAGCAGGGUCCUGGACACACCCAGCAGCAGAGGGAGGGAGCAGGACCCCACGGGACAGCCGCCCCCGCCCACUCCUCGUGCGCCCUUCCUCUGCUUGCACAAUGCCGCUCCCUGCCCUUGCCUCCGCUUCCGCCUGGACACAGACACCUGUCUGCAUCUACUUAAAUAAAGCCCAGUUUGUCCUUCACUGA
Artibeus jamaicensis (Jamaican fruit-eating bat) is the source of this 2564-nucleotide messenger RNA. It is a transcript of the gene AFG1L, whose product is annotated as AFG1 like ATPase. Gene Ontology annotation, molecular function: ATP hydrolysis activity; ATP binding. The record is from RefSeq and is a predicted model, not a curated record. Gene Ontology annotation, cellular component: mitochondrion; cytoplasm. The transcript is spliced from 13 exons. Lineage: Eukaryota; Metazoa; Chordata; Mammalia; Chiroptera; Phyllostomidae. Bases 195 to 1637 code for a protein of 480 amino acids.